AUGAGGGCAACUCCUGAGACUCCUCACAAGGCCCUUUCAGCCCUAGCCCAGCUGGAGAGUGGGCAGUGGAGCCUCAAGAGUCUCAACGCAUCUAUCAUCAAUUCUAAGUCUAAAAUCUUAUCAAAAUCAGAAUGUUAUUGUCUUAUGCUAGCAUUUGGAUUCACUGGGAUCCUUACUUUCAUGAUGACAGUGAUUGACCUGAACUUUCGGGGAAAUAAUUAUGUGUGCCAAAAUGACUGGCUGUUGAACCAAGGGAAAUGUUACAGGUUUUCAACUUCUAAAACUUGGAAUGAAAGUCAACAUGAUUGUGCAAAUCUAUAGGCACAUUUGCCGGUGAUUCAAAAUUCAAAAGAGCUGGAGUUUAUACAGAAGAGUUUAAAAUCUGGACAACCUGGUUGAAUCAGACUAUAUAUUACAUCCCUAGGAAAACAAUUGAUGUGGAUAAAUGAAUACCUUUUUGUGGAACAUAAAAGUGUGCCUUAUCUAGCUCCUAGUUUUUCAAUGAUUGGACCAGUUGAUAACAUGAGCUGUGCUGUCAUAACAAGAAACCAGCUGUAUUUUAAAUACUGUCACUCCAAAUUUAUUGGCAUUUGCCAGAGAGAUGCCGUCUGA
This is a messenger RNA of Hippopotamus amphibius kiboko, 612 nucleotides long. It is a transcript of the gene KLRF2, whose product is annotated as killer cell lectin like receptor F2. The record is from RefSeq and is a predicted model, not a curated record. Lineage: Eukaryota; Metazoa; Chordata; Mammalia; Artiodactyla; Hippopotamidae. The transcript has 6 exons.